Messenger RNA from Paralichthys olivaceus (Japanese flounder), 864 nucleotides. The record is from RefSeq and is a predicted model, not a curated record. NCBI's taxonomy places the organism in Eukaryota, Metazoa, Chordata, Actinopteri, Pleuronectiformes, Paralichthyidae.
CUGCCAUCCUCUCAUCUCCCAGUAAAACGGUUCUAAACACACACACGCACUUAAGAGCGGUACCGGCUGAGAGCGGAAGUGUCGCACUGAAAACGCGACUCUCCCGGAAACCGCAGCGGAUCGAACAGAAAGUGGAAGAGUCAGAAUCACAAUGAAUACCCGAGGACUCCGCUCACAGCUGAAGGACAGUGUCCCGGUGGCAGGCCUCUGUCCACAGGGACAGUAUGGAGUCCAGGACUCUCUGCGGAGCGGAUUUACCAGUGUAAAGAAUGAGCUCCUGCCCAGCCACCCAUUGGAGCUGUCAGAAAAGAACUUCCAGCUGAACCAGGACAAGAUGAAUUUCUCAACUCUGAGAAACAUCCAGGGUCUUCAUGCUCCACUCAAACUGCAGAUGGAGUACAGGGCAGCCAGACAGAUCCAGCGCCUGCCGUUCUUACAGAGCUCAAACCUGGCUCUAGAUACGCUGCGAGGCAGCGACGAGUCCAUCGGUUUCGAGGACAUCCUCAAUGAUCCAGCCCAGAGUGAAAUGAUGGGGGAUCCUCACAUGAUGGUGGAAUACAAAUUGGGACUGUGCUGAAAGAGAAAGGACGCAGAUCCCCACACACACACACACACACACACACACACACACACACACACACACACAUAUUAGUUCAUUAUUUGUUUUAUUGGUUCAUAAACAACAAGUCAUCAACUCAGGUUCUGUGGAACUGUUGUCAUCUGGGAAGGACAGGGGAUAGAUGAGGGUGUGGGUGGGGUGGGGGCAUAUAUCUGGAGAUUUCCUGAACAGACACAUUCAGUGCUGCUUUUGUAUGAUUCCAACCUCACAGUUAUUUCUAAUAAACUUCAUAACGCUUCCUCUUG